Stegodyphus dumicola is the source of this 933-nucleotide messenger RNA. It is a transcript of the gene Cdc27, whose product is annotated as cell division cycle protein 27. Gene Ontology annotation, biological process: metaphase/anaphase transition of mitotic cell cycle; protein ubiquitination; cell division. Lineage: Eukaryota; Metazoa; Arthropoda; Arachnida; Araneae; Eresidae. Gene Ontology annotation, cellular component: cytoplasm; anaphase-promoting complex. The record is from RefSeq and is a predicted model, not a curated record. Gene Ontology annotation, molecular function: protein binding.
UCAUUUCAAAAUAUUAUGUUGGAAAUUACUUUGAUGUGUGUGAGCUGGAAGUAUGCUGUAUGUUAAUUGCUUUUCGGUUAUUAUAAUGCUUAUUCAGUAUUCUGAUUUUAGUUGAAAAUAUUAUAUUACUUAAAUAAUUGUAAAAUGAUAAUCCAAGAGCCCGUUCAGGCAGCUGUUUGGCAUGCACUAAAUCAUUAUGCUUAUGAAGAUGCAAUUUUUAUAGCAGAGAGACUAUUUGCAGAAGUGGAUUCAGACGAUACAUUGUAUCUCUUAGCUACAUGUUACUAUCGAGCUGGAAGAAUUGGUGCAGCAUAUUCUGUAUUAAAACGUAAAGGCUGUCGCAGUUCUCAGUGUCGCUUCUUAUAUGCUAGGUGUUGUGUUGACCUUAAAAAGUUUUCUGAAGCAGAGUUUUCCAUAGCUGGAAAUUCAAUAGCAAAGACUAAAAGUCUAGAUGAAAUUGUCAAUGAAUUUGGAGAUUUCUCUUCAUUUGCUAUUCAGUUGCUAGGUCAUAUAUGUUAUAAAACAUCGAGACUUGGUAAAGCAGCUGAAGCUUACAGGAAAAGCUUAAAAUUGAAUCCUUUUCUAUGGUCCUCUUAUGAAUCUCUUGUUAAUUUAGGAGAGAAGCCUGAUCCUAGCAAAAUAUUUAAUAUUAGCAAUGUUGAGCAUUUAUCUUUUUGUCAUGGCACAAACCCAUUAGUAAAUUUAGUUAAUAAAACUUCUGUGCCAAAUACUGUAAAUUAUAUAAAAGAAACUCCUAAUAUAUGUAAUGAAGUAAUUCAAGUGAGUAAUAUUUUUUUUACAUUUUUUUAUAUCUUUAUUAUAAAUACAAGAAAGAGUCUAUGUUAUAGUAUGUGUAUUCUAUAAAUCAAAGAUAGAGGGAUGUGAAAUUUGGUAAACAGAUUCUGAGAUUCUUCAUUUGUGGACACAUCAAAG